Messenger RNA from Meloidogyne enterolobii, 731 nucleotides. Lineage: Eukaryota; Metazoa; Nematoda; Chromadorea; Rhabditida; Meloidogynidae. The record is from the annotation of a GenBank genome assembly.
UUUCUGAAGCUUAUGAAGUUCUUGGAUCAAAAGAAAAAAGGCUAGCUUAUGAUUCAUUAAAUGCGGAAAUGCCGUCAACAAGAAUAUACAAAACUACUCAUCCUCAAAAAACAAAAACAGAAAAAUGGGAAAAAGAUUGGAGUGAAUUUCAAAAUAUGAGCAGUAAAAGAAACCAUUUUGACCGGCAACAAAGACAACAAAAUUCUCACCAACAACAAAUGGGAUCAGAAAGGAGGAGAUUAUUUUCGUUUUUAUCAACAAAACAAAGCAAUCCAUUUUUUGAUAAAAUAUAUCGAGAAGAUGCUUGGAAAAAUGUUAAAAGAAUUGGGGCAGGUUUUGUUGUUACAACUUUAGUUUAUUAUAUUUUUGUAAAUUAUUAUUAUCUUAAAAAGUGGAGAUAAUUUUUAUGGAUAGGAAUAAAAUUAGAUUUUUAAAAUUUCUGGUUAUUUCUAUUAGGGCAGCACCCGACCCUACCCCCGAAACCCUGAAUUUUUAGGCCCCCCGAACGUCGAAGGCUCUACUCCGGCAAACCCCGAAAUUCCCGCCCUCGGAGGAGAUAAUUUAUAGAUAGGAAUAAAAUUAGAUUUUUAAAAUUUUUGGUUGUUUUUAUUGGGGUAGCACCCGUCCGAAUUUUUAGGCCCGACCCGAAGGCUAUACCCUGAACCUGACACUCCCGCCCCGGAAGAGAGCGGGGUGCUAACCUAGUUUCUAUAAUUAAAUAGGGAGCCGUC